This is a messenger RNA of Melanotaenia boesemani (Boeseman's rainbowfish), 7230 nucleotides long. RefSeq names its product poly [ADP-ribose] polymerase tankyrase-1. The coding region runs from base 27 to 3851 and encodes 1274 amino acids. The record is from RefSeq and is a predicted model, not a curated record. Lineage: Eukaryota; Metazoa; Chordata; Actinopteri; Atheriniformes; Melanotaeniidae. The transcript has 29 exons. Gene Ontology annotation, molecular function: protein binding; NAD+ poly-ADP-ribosyltransferase activity.
CUAGUGGGGACUGUUGUGUUGUGAAAAUGGCGACACCUCGUCGCUGUUCUCAGCAGCAGCAGCAACAACAGCCUAACUCCCUGUUGUCCUCUCCGCCCCACGGUUCAUCUCUGCCCGUUUCCCCGCCGCGGUCUCCGCCGUCACCUAUCGAAGAUGCCUCCUCAUCUCCCCAUGGAGCAGCGAAGGAGGACACGGCUGAUGGUGAAGUAUCGCCGGCCUCUCCCACCUCCCCUGUCCUGGCCCUUACAGUCAGCAGCGGCAGCAGCACUAGCAGCAGCACUAGCUCCCCGACCACCACCGAGGGCAGCGAGACCAGUCCCGGCUCUACGCCCGAUUCUGGUAGCGGUAACCUGGGCAGCAGCGACGGCAGCAGCAGCGGGAGCAAUGGUGCAAAUGGGGCGUUCAGGGAGCUGUUUGAAGCCUGUCGAAACGGGGAUGUUUCGAGGGUAAAGAAACUCGUGGAUGCGGUGAAUGUAAACGCCAAAGACAUGGCUGGACGUAAAUCGACACCCCUGCAUUUUGCUGCAGGCUUCGGGCGGAGAGAUGUGGUGGACCACCUGCUUCAGAUGGGCGCUAAUGUACAUGCUCGAGACGACGGUGGUCUGAUCCCGCUGCACAAUGCCUGCUCCUUUGGUCAUUCUGAGGUGGUGUCCUUGCUGCUGUGUCAAGGCGCCGACCCAAACGCUCGAGACAACUGGAACUACACACCGCUACACGAAGCUGCUAUCAAAGGGAAGAUUGACGUCUGUAUAGUGUUACUGCAGCAUGGAGCCGACCCCAACAUCCGCAACACUGAUGGCAAAUCUGCCCUGGACCUGGCUGAACCCUCUGCAAAGGCCGUGCUCACAGGUGAAUACAAGAAGGAUGAGCUGCUGGAGGCAGCAAGGAGUGGAAACGAAGAGAAACUAAUGGCCUUGCUUACGCCGCUCAACGUCAACUGUCAUGCAAGCGACGGCCGCAAGUCCACUCCACUCCACCUGGCAGCAGGAUACAACAGAGUGAGAAUAGUUCAGUUGUUGCUGCAGCAUGGAGCUGAUGUUCAUGCCAAGGACAAGGGUGGUCUGGUGCCUCUACACAACGCCUGUUCUUAUGGACACUAUGAAGUAACUGAGCUGCUACUAAAGCAUGGAGCUUGUGUGAAUGCCAUGGAUCUGUGGCAGUUCACCCCUCUGCAUGAAGCGGCGUCUAAAAACCGUGUUGAGGUCUGCUCUCUGCUGCUGAGCCACGGGGCCGACCCGACCCUGCUCAACUGCCACAGCAAGAGCUCUGUGGACAUGGCGCCCACUCCUGAGCUGAAGGAGAGACUAACAUAUGAAUUUAAGGGCCACUCGCUGCUUCAAGCAGCUCGAGAAGCCGAUAUGGCCAAGGCUAAGAAGACCUUGGCUCUGGAGAUCAUCAACUUUAAACACCCCCACACGCAUGAAACGGCACUGCAUUGUGCAGUAGCAUCGCCUCACCCCAAACGGAAACAGGUCACGGAGCUGCUGUUAAGGAAGGGUGCCAAUGUCAACGAGAAGAAUAAGGAUUUCAUGACUCCUCUCCAUGUGGCAGCAGAACGGGCUCAUAAUGAUAUUAUGGAAGUUUUACAGAAACAUGGGGCAAAGGUGAACGCCCUCGACACGCUGGGUCAAACGGCGUUGCACCGUGCAGCGUUGGCAGGCCACAUUCAAACCUGCAGGCUGUUGCUAGGAUACGGGGCAGACGCCUCACUGGUGUCCCUGCAGGGCUUCACCGCCGCUCAGAUGGGAAACGAAGCUGUUCAGCAAAUACUCAAUGAGAACAUCCCUGUGAGAAACUCUGAUGUGGACUACAGACUCCUGGAAGCUGCUAAAGCUGGAGACCUGGACACAGUCAAGUCGUUGUGUACAGCUCAGAAUGUGAAUUGUCGAGAUCUGGAGGGACGCCACUCCACUCCUCUUCACUUUGCUGCUGGCUACAACAGAGUGUCGGUGGUUGAAUACCUGUUGCACCAUGGGGCUGACGUCCAUGCUAAGGAUAAAGGGGGUCUGGUUCCACUUCAUAACGCCUGUUCAUAUGGUCACUAUGAGGUAGCCGAGCUGUUGGUCAGACAUGGCGCAUCAGUCAACGUGGCCGAUUUGUGGAAGUUUACGCCGCUCCAUGAAGCUGCUGCAAAGGGCAAAUACGAGAUCUGCAAGCUGCUGCUGAAGCAUGGAGCAGAUCCGACCAAGAAGAAUCGGGAUGGGAACACACCUCUUGAUCUGGUGAAAGAUGGGGACACCGACAUCCAGGACCUGCUGAGGGGAGAUGCUGCACUGCUGGACGCUGCUAAAAAAGGGUGCCUGGCCAGGGUGCAGAAGUUGUGCAGCCCAGAUAACAUUAACUGCCGGGAUACGCAGGGACGCAACUCCACUCCGCUGCACCUCGCAGCUGGUUAUAACAAUCUGGAGGUGGCAGAGUACCUGUUGGAACAUGGCGCUGACGUGAAUGCACAGGAUAAAGGAGGGUUGAUACCUUUACAUAAUGCUGCAUCAUACGGACACGUGGACAUAGCCGCCCUGCUGAUCAAGUACAACACAUGUGUGAAUGCUACAGACAAGUGGGCCUUUACCCCCCUCCAUGAAGCGGCGCAGAAAGGGCGAACUCAGCUCUGCGCUCUGUUGUUGGCACAUGGAGCUGAUCCCACUAUGAAGAACCAGGAGGGACAGACGCCACUGGACUUGGCAACGGCUGAUGACAUUAGAGCACUGCUGGUUGAUGCCAUGCCCCCAGACGCUCUGCCCAGCUGCUUAAAACCACAGGCCACUGUGGUGAGUACAGGAGCAGCCGGAGGUGUGGUCAUCUCGCCCUCUCCAUCUCCAUCCUGUUUAUCAGCAGCAAGCAGUAUAGACAACCUGACCACGCCGCUAAAUGACAUCACAGUGGCCGGGGCCACUGGCACUGCAGACGGAGCAUCUGGUUCUGACAGGAAGGAAUGUGAAACGCUGCUCGACAUGACCAUCAACCAGUUCCUGAAGAAUGUGGGGUUGGAACAUCUCAGAGACAUCUUCCAGCGGGAACAGAUUUCGUUGGAUGUGCUGGCAGACAUGGGUCACGAGGAGCUAAAGGAGAUCGGCAUCAGUGCUUACGGUCACAGACACAAACUCAUCAAGGGUAUCGAGAGGCUGCUGGGAGGCCAGCAAGGAGCAAACCCCUACCUGACGUUCCACUGCUCCAGCCAGGGCACAAUGCUGAUUGACCUGGCACCAGAUGACAAGGAGUUCCAGUCUGUAGAAGAGGAACUACAAAGCACCAUCAGAGAACACCGCGAUGGAGGCAACGCAGGCGGAGUCUUCAGCCGGUACAACAUCAUAAAGAUUCAGAAGGUGGUCAAUAAGAAGCUACGAGAGAGAUACUCGCACAGGCAGAAGGAAAUUGCAGAUGAGAAUCACAACCACCACAAUGAGCGCAUGCUCUUUCAUGGUUCUCCCUUCAUAAAUGCAAUCAUCCAUAAGGGCUUUGAUGAGCGUCACGCCUAUAUCGGCGGUAUGUUUGGCGCAGGUAUCUACUUUGCAGAGAACUCCUCUAAAAGCAACCAGUACGUGUAUGGUAUUGGCGGAGGAACUGGAUGUCCAACGCAUAAAGACCGCUCCUGCUAUGUGUGUCACAGGCAGAUGCUGUUCUGCCGAGUGACGCUGGGUAAGUCAUUUCUUCAGUUCAGUGCAAUGAAAAUGGCCCACGCCCCCCCUGGUCACCACUCUGUUAUAGGACGACCCAGUGUCAAUGGACUGGCAUAUGCUGAGUACGUCAUCUACAGAGGGGAGCAGGCUUACCCAGAAUACUUGAUCACCUACCAGAUCAUGAAACCAGAGAGCCUGGCCACUCCAGCUGCCACUGCUGAGCAGAAGUCCUAGAAACACAUUCACAGCUGGAUCUGAGAACUUAGUGAAUGAGUGACAGUUUCUACAAAGACUAGAAGCUGACUGUAAAGUGUUUUAAACCUCAGACCUGAAACUGAGGUGGGUGACACAAAGUGACGACUCAUCAGAAGUCAAGUAACUCCUGGAAGCGUGCCGUGUGUCUAAACUAAAGAAAAGACUGUUAGAUUUUGGGGGUUUGGUGCAUGUUCAGUCCAAAGAGGCAGACAGCAAAAAUCCAUCCCUGAUUGGUUUAAUUUUCUGGAGAAAAAACAAACAGGUCAGUCAGUGUUUGUGGAUGUGUACCAGUAAGCUAUUUUACAGCUUGAUUUGAAAUAAAUAAAUAAAAAAGAAAAAAAGAAAGCAAUUACAACAGAGCACAGUCAAAAGGCACCUAUGUACUGCUCAUGUAUUCGAACCCCAGAUUUUAAUGGCUUGUUUUGAUAUUGUGUCCUGUUUUGCGUUUGUGCAUCAUCCAAAAGGAAGCUACAUCUCCAGGGCCAUUUUGACAAGCAGCGUUUGUUACACUGAGAGAACAAAAAGCCUAAUGUUGAAGUUUGACACAUUUUCACCCAGAGACUGAUGCAGAAGAAGAAACAACGGAACACAGAUGAGUAAAAGAGAUCGCUGUUGACAAAUUGCGCCCAGGAGCCAAUAAGCAGUCGGCUAACGGAGCCCCAUGACACAGUUCACUGCUGCAGACUUUUCACUACAGUCCAAACAGGGACCAGACCUGCCCAUUCCUGCUGCUGCCAGCAAGCAUCAAGGCCAUAGUCAUAGUUUUUCUGUUUGUUUUUGUUUUGUUUUGAAAAAAAUGUUUGGGGCUACUUGGUCAGGAAAUGAUGUCAGAGGUGCUGAACGUGACCAAGCAAAAACACAACUUUCCAUCACCACAAAAUGCUUCAGGAGAAGCAGAACUUCCAGUCACGGAAGAUGUGUCUUUUGGCACAGCUCCAACUGAAACUGUCCAAACUUCUUCCAGAACCAUGAGGACCAUGAAAGAUUGUGACACUACUUACACACAAACACACACUUUCCCAGCUGCCACUUUAUCAAGCUAAAACAGGCUGAAAUGAGCCCAACCAUCACAAAGGUAAUAAUGUGGAUGAAUUACAGCGAUAGGUGGUUGGAUUAUUAAAACUAUUGAUAGAAAUGAGAAAGAUGAAAGCAUUUUACCCUGCAUUACGCUGCAGGCCUGUUGCUGAACAGUUCCAGCUAUUAGAGUGCAUUAACUUUAACUAAUAAUGGCAGCUUUUUGUGCCCACUCUCAUGAAUAGUGUUUAAUCUGCAGUAAAGACAUCCAGUCAGGUGUUUUUACUGCAAACACUAAGCUCUAUGUUAACCAGUUUUUUUUUCACUAAAUCGGUCCUUUACUGGGACAACUGGCUUGAUUUCAACUAUUAGAACGGUUUACUUAAUAAUAAGGUAGAAAAACUGAAUGUAUGGGGUAAAAUUAACUAAAACAGGGAUGUUAAUCCUUUUACAGCCCCACUUUGUCAUCUGUCCAAAAUUAAUGACAGCUUAACAUUUACACAUUUCUGGUGCCUCUCCUGUCAGCCAUUCACUCACAUGUAAAGCGUCCUUUCAUUAUGUAUUUUCUGAGACGUCUGAGUGCUUGUUUACAUGAACUUGCUGCCUUCUUGUCCCGUUUCCUUUCUUGGUUGCAACAGUCGGUGCCCUCUAGUGGUGCAAUAGAGUAACAGCGUGCUGCCGAGUGGAAGGGAAGGUUUUUCAGUUUUAUGCUUCAGGAAGACAUUAAACGUGAGGAUUAAAUCCUACAAAGCUGACACACAUUCCUUUUUUUUUUUGCUUGUUAUGUUUUCUUUUGGAAGGUUUGUCACCUUUUAUGCUCUUGAGUUUACACCCAUAAAUGUUGAGUAAAUGUGAAUAGUGAAGCCUAGUCACUGUAUUUCAAUAAUGAGCCAUUUUGCAGGCUGGUCACAGGCUGCAAAACUAUAAGAUAUUUAUACAAGCAGAAAUGUGGAGGAUGAAGAUGAAGAGGGUCAUAGAUAUGCUGUACAUAAAGAUGAGCUUUCAUGCAUCUGUACUUAAUGUUGGUAAAAAUGUACCUAUAACCAUAUGCAACACAGCUCAUAACAGAUGGACACUCCCCACAUCACAUACUGUAAGCUUGACCAUAUUUUACUGUUAAUUGUUUAUCAUUAUUUUUAACUAAUGGCAGUAAACAUCACAUGGGACCACAUGGGUGUAGUUGUUACUGAGUCAGUCCCCUCUCUAUCACAUCAGGUUAAAUUAAACCACGCAUACCUUUUUGAGCAAAAAUGGCUGCAACAGGUUUUAACUAUGUAAAUGUUGCCUUAAAAGUCAAUUAAAGUGAUAUUAAUUUCACGUAAAUUAGGCAUUUAAAAAAGAGUUCUUUGUUUUUCUUCCUUUAAUUAAUCUGUCUGUGACACUGUUUUAAUCUGCCCUGAAACCCAAGACAAAGUUUCAUGGCUCUGAUAUUUGAACCAUUUUUUCUCCUGACCUUCAUCCCGACUAUUUUUAGGAUCUGAAGUUCUUGCAUCAGCAGUUUCCCUCCAUUUUCUCCUCCAAGCAUGGAAAUAAUCGAUUGUUCGCCCCUUUCAACAAAAACGAUUUGAGCGAUGGCGCAUUACAGCAAAUUACAAAUUGAGUCAUUGCAGAAAAAAAAAUGAAAUGUUAAUGAAUUAGUGGACAGAAUAAAUUAUGAUCAAAGCAGAAAUGCAAAAAAGUAAUAAGCCUAAAAUUAGAUGGCCGUAGCAUGAAGUUUCUAUGUGGAAACUGAAAGUUUGAGGGGGAUAAAGAGUUAAUUUCUCAAGUGUGUCAGAAAAGCGCCAUUGUCUCCGUUAGAUAACUUUUUUGUGAUCAUGCCUGAUCAGACUUUGGAGUCCUUUCCGGCUCUUUUUUUAAACAGAGCAGUGGCGUUAACACUGACCUCAUUAAGGUGAGCAACCCCGAUUUAUCAUCAGAGCUUUGUUUUAAAUUAAACUAAAAUGGGCCUUUAUGGGUCAUUUUGGGUUUAUCUUUUAUUGUUUUUAUCCCUUGGACUAUACACGUACCUUUUGUUUUCUUUCGGACAGUGUCAACUUUUUUCUGUUUCGGCUGGUUUGUCUCUACUGAUUUUUCUGAAUAGCCCAUCAGCCGCCUUGUUGUAUAUAGAUUAGAGGGUGUGUGUGUGUGUGUGUAUUUGUGUUUUUGUAUGUAAACAAUCAGUCUCCCUUUCUGACCUGCCUACUUCCAAAACACACAGUUGAAUUAAUACAUUUCCUCAUCAGUUAUCUUUGACCUCCUGUUGUACAGAUGGUUGUACAGAACUGGACAAAAGCUAACACAUGGAGCAGAGAAACUCCUGUACAGAAAAGGACAAGAAAAUCCUUAAUAAAAGAAUUUAAAACUG